Molecule: messenger RNA, 2494 nt
Organism: Gasterosteus aculeatus aculeatus (three-spined stickleback)
Lineage: Eukaryota; Metazoa; Chordata; Actinopteri; Perciformes; Gasterosteidae
Source: RefSeq, a predicted model, not a curated record
UGAGCCCUAAAGCCCCGUCCAGUCAUAGCCCUCUCUGUCGUUCUUGCUUGUCAGUGACUUUUUUUUGGAUGGCUCAAGAAAUGAAACCGUUUUUUGUCCUUUGGGUGGUUGUGGCCUUUUUUGCAACUCAGAGUGGCACAACAGAUGCGACGUCUAGUACCGGAGAACAAACAGCAAGUGCGGACCUCACACCUGUAAAAGCUACAAAAACAGCAAAUCCGGAUGGUUCAUCCACAACACCGAAACCUCCUACAGAUACUCCAACCACAAAGCCUUCGGAUUUAACAACAACAGCAAAUCCGGAUGGUUCAUCCACAACACCGAAACCUCCUACUGAUACUCCAACCACCAAGCCUUCGGAUUCAACAACAACAGCAAAUCCGGAUGGUUCAUUCACAACACCGAAACCUCCUACUGAUACUCCAACCACAAAGCCUACGGAUUCAACAACAACAGCAAAUCCGGAUGGUUCACCCACCACACCGAAACCUCCUACAGAUCCUCCAACCACAAAGCCUACGGAUUCAACAACAACAGCAAAUCCGGAUGGUUCACCCACCACACCGAAACCUCCUACAGAUCCUCCAACCACAAAGCCUACGGAUUCAACAACAACAGCAAAUCCGGAUGGUUCACCCACAACACCAAAGCCUCCUACAGAUCCUCCAACCACAAAGCCUUUAGAACCCUGUGAUGGAAACCCAUGCUCCGAUGGGAGCACCUGUGAGCCUCGUCACAAUCAAACCUUUGAAUGCUUGUGUUUGGCUGGUGAUUCCUAUGAUACUGAAAGCAAGUCAUGUCAGAGUGCCAAAGUUUUUCCUGGACAACUAACCUUGCCUGGCCUCGAAUACAAUAUAAAAAUGGCUGACAAGACAUCACAAGAGUUUAAAAAGGCUUCCUUAGACAUUAACAAAGAGAUUACGAUGGUUUUCAAGGAUGAUACUUCUUUCUCCGGAUCGACAGUGGUGGAAAUCAGUAAGGCGUCGCCUGUACAAAGCAAAGUUUGGUCAAUGUCAGCGAGGGCUUCAGGGACAGUAAAUGCAACUGUAGAGAUCAUCUUCAAAAAAGGUGCUGAGAUUAAAGAAACGGACGUUCUAAAGCAGAUGAAAGCUGCCGUAGACUGUGCGGAUUGCUUACUGAAGGGUGCACAAUUUAAGAACGAACCUUUGUGUGCUUUGAAUCCCUGUGAUAAUACUACAAAAUGCGAACCGCAAGAUGGAGACUUUACUUGCACCUGUUUGGAACAAUUCAUUAAGACAGACUUCGGUAAAAGGUUGUGCAUAGCGUGUCCUAGUGGUAAAAAAGCUAAAGACUCCAAAGAAUGUGUCGAUUGUCCCUUUGGUUAUUCUGGUUUUAACUGUGGGGAAACCUGGAAGCUGAGUUUGGUCAUCGCCGGCACCGUGCUCGGGGGCCUGCUGCUCAUCGCGCUCAUUCUUCUGCCUGUAUUGGUGCACAAAUACUCAAAGAAGGUCUCCAAGAACGAGAAAAGUGGAGACAUGGAGCCAUACGCCAGACUGCCUCCUACCAAGCAAUCAAUGGCUAACGGCGGUUCAGCUCAAAGCCAGCAUGCCCCGUAUAGUGGGCCGGCCAACAGGAUGUCAGGCUUCCCCAGUGCCGGGGCGCCUCGGAUCCCAAGGGCCACCGCCACAAACAGUUGGGAAAAAAGAGCCAACAUGGAGAUGACUCCGAGCAGCAGAGGACAAAACCUGUUUCCAGCGGGGGGGAACUCGCGGCUCUACGACGACCACGGUGACAUGAACCCAGUUGCUCAGUCUCGCCCCCAGAGCAACCCCUACACACAGAAUCAACCUCGCGCCAACCUGUACGGCCAGAGCCAAGGCCACAGCAACCCCUACUACAUGCACGACAACGGAAAGCGGUUUUAAUUAACAGGGCUUCCCCAGCGAAGGUUUAUCCUACAAUAAUCUAAAAUGAGUUUUAUAGGAAACACCUGGGAAUCAGCUCUUUUUUUCUUAGGUAGCUAAAUACCACAAAUACACUAUGAUGGUGAGAGUUUUGAAACCGGAAGUGAAAUGAGCAGAGUCGCAUUGGGUCUUGUGCAAUUGCGGAAAUCAACCAAUCAUAAGCUGUCAUAGAUUAAUCCUGUCCUUGGUUAAAGUUAAGGAUUCGAGAUUCAAGGUAUUUUUAAAGGCUUAUAUUUAUAAUUUGCAAUGUUGAUCAAUUUAAAUAUCAGUCUCUUAAGACUUUUUAAUUGUUAAAUUACUUUGAAAAGAAGAUUAUGUCUUGCUCCUUUAUGAAUUUACAGAUAAAACCUUUGUUGUAACAUGUAUUAUGUUUACGAUGAAUCACAAUUUUUGGUUGUACUCUCUUUUCUUAGUUAUUCCUCCAAAUUUGGACAUGUUAUAUCCCUAUAAAACAUCAAAUUGUUUUUGUCAUUCUGUGUUGUACAACUGAGAGUAUUGCGUAUUUUUAUCACUCAAACAAUUCAAUUCAUAAAAUAAAAAGCAUUAUUUCGAAAUAGUUAUUUAUACCA